UGCCCGGCUCGCCUCGCCUCGCCUCAGCGCGGCUGGCACCAUGCGGCGGGCGGCCGCCUGCCUCCGGGCGCUGUGCCUCCUGCUCCACCUCCGAGCUGCAGGCUGCCUUUCUGGAGACAGUGACCACUCUCUGGCCACCCACCAGCGGAAGAGCAGCAAGCCUGUGUUCAUUUAUCAGCAUGUGCAGAGCGUGGAGAAGAGCCUGGAUACAGACAGCUACAAGGAUUCCAGGCAAAGCUUCCAUUCUGCUUCCCACACCAAAAUGAGCAAGCUGCACCCUGCCAUAAUUGUUAAAUCAGCCUUCCCUCGACCUGCCUAUGACCCAUCCCUCAAUCUGUUAGCUAUGACUGCUCAAGAUUUGGAAGUGGAAAAUCUUCCUGUUCCUGCCACCAAUGUGAUUGUUGUGACCCUGCAGAUGGAUGUGAACAAGCUGAACAUCACAUUGCUGCGGCUGUUCCGCAGAGGGGUGGCAGCAGCUCUGGGGCUCCUACCUCAGCAAGUUCACAUCAACAGACUCAUUGGGAGGAAGAACUGCGUGGAGCUGUUUGUGUCCCCCCUGAACAGCAAGCCAGGGAUUUCUGAGGCACUCCCAUCGGAAGAAGUGCUGCGUUCCCUCAACAUCAACAUUCUGCACCAGAGCUUAGCCCAGUUUGGAAUAACAGAGGUCUCCCCUGAGAAGAACGUUUUGCAAGGCCAGCGUGAAGCAGACAAAAUCUGGAGCAAGGAAGGAUUCUAUGCAGUUGUCAUAUUUCUCAGCAUCUUUGUCAUUCUAGUAACCUGCUUGAUGGUUCUAUACAGACUAAAGGAGAAGAUCCAGUUGUCACUGAGACAAGAGAAGGAAAAGAAGCAGGAGAUCCACCUCUCACCCCUGCCCCUGCAGACAUCUCAGGCUGAGUACAAGACUACCAGCAGCAUGGUCCAGCCUGAAGAGGCUCGAAAGGUUGUCAGCGUCGUAGUGGAUCCUCAAGGCCAAUGUGUUCCUGAGCACAAACCUCCCCUGUGUGCCAGUCCAUCUCCUUUCAGAAUGAAACCUGUGGGGCUCCAGGAAAGACGAGGGUCCAACGUCUCACUGACCUUGGAUAUGAGCAGUUUGGGAAGCAUUGAACCUUUGGUGGCUGUUCCAACCCCGCGGGAGAAAGUGGCCAUGGAGUACCUGCAGUCAGCCAGCCGCGUCCUGACGCGGCAGCAGCUCCGAGAGGCAGUUGUGUGCUCGCAUCUGCUUCAAACAGAAUUCAUGGAAAUACCAAUGAAUUUUGUGGAUCCCAAAGAGAUUGACAUCCCCAGCCACGGGACGAAGAACCGCUAUAAAACCAUCCUGCCAAAUCCUCUGAGCAGAGUGUAUUUGAAACCAAAAACUCCAUCUGACUCCUUGAGUACCUACAUAAACGCUAACUACAUUAGGGGGUAUGGAGGUAAAGAGAAGGCUUUCAUUGCAACUCAGGGACCCAUGAUUAAUACCGUGAACGAUUUCUGGCAGAUGGUUUGGCAAGAAGACAGCCCUGUCAUUGUUAUGAUCACAAAGCUGAAAGAGAAAAAUGAGAAGUGUGUCCUUUAUUGGCCAGAGAAAAGAGGGAUCUAUGGGAAGGUAGAAGUCCUGGUGAACAGUGUGCAAGAGUGUGAGAACUACACUGUCCGUCAGCUCACAUUGAAGCAAGGCUGUCAGUCUCAGAGUGUGAAACACUACUGGUACACGUCCUGGCCAGACCACAAAACCCCCGACAGCGCUCAGCCCCUGCUGCAGCUCAUGCUGGACGUUGAAGAGGACAGGGUGGAAUCGCCAAGCAGAGGGCCUGUCAUUGUGCACUGCAGUGCUGGCAUAGGAAGAACUGGAUGUUUUAUUGCCACAGCCAUUGGCUGUCAGCAGCUGAAGGAAGAGGGAGUUGUAGAUGCGUUGAGCAUCGUCUGCCAGCUGCGAGUGGAUCGGGGCGGCAUGGUUCAGACCAGCGAACAGUACGAAUUUGUGCACCACGCGCUCAGCCUCUACGAGAGCAGACUUGCUGCAGAAGCAGUGCAGUGAAGCCAAGGAGGACCACCCCAAAAUGUCAACCAUCUCCUGAGGUAAUUUGUUUCAUUACCUACCAGCAGCUCCUCCAAGGAGCUCGCUGCGGCGAGAGGAGAGCAGGCUUUGAGGCCAGCCGCUGGAAGGAUGGCGGACGGUUUGGCACCACGUGGUAAGAGCUUGCUGGAGCCACGCUGUACAUGAAUGUAUCCUGACCUUCCCAAGAAAACGAUUCCUGAAGAGGGGACUGUCCUGAAGCUAGCAGUGGAUGUUGCCUAUUUAUCUAAAGGUGAGGGGUCUUUCUUCCCUGUGGCGCCCAUAGCUGCCGUGGGGGGAUGGAUCCACGGAUCCACCUGCUGCUGCCGCAGCCGGCUGGCGGUUGGCUCCUCAGCAGAAGAAGCGUUUCUCUAAGUGUGUAUAGAUGCUUUCAUGUUUGCAAACUGUCUCGUGAAUGGACUGUGAAGUGCUAUUACUGAUUAUGUGGGGAGCUUCUUUCCUGGCCACAUAAUGUUCUUGCUGCUAAAACUGCAAAGUGUUCGAUUGGGGAGGGGGUUAAAAAUUAACAAAAACCAACCCAAAAAAAUCAUCUAAAGUUAGUUUAAAAAGGGGAGGAAAAAAAGAGAGGAGAUAAUAAAAAUUGAAUCUUGGUUUUUGGUUUUUUUUUUUUGGGGGGGGGAAUAUUCAAAAGCAGUGACUACUUUCUUCAUCCUCUUAACUAUGAGCUGUGUAUUUACUGUAGGUCUUAGGGAGCAGUUGUGGAGCACAGUGUCUCUUGCUCGCUGUGUGUGUUUCGACCCUCUCCUGGUGACUGUCUUCAGCUACACCCCCACCCCCCCCCCAGCCCCAGUGCAUUUGUAAAGUGUGGAAGUCCUUUGACUUUUCAAAGAGACUUUGUAGCAUAUAUUAAAUGGUAAAGGGUUUAAAUAUUCCUCUGUCUUUUCUUACCAUGGGAUUUUUUGCUGACCUCCUUUAUCUGUUGUGUCUCUUUCUGAGCGAGAGGUAGAUGCCUUUAGUGGUAGGGGCUGGUCCACAACAGGUUGUCCAAGAAAUAAAAUGCUGCUAUGACUGCUUUGGGGUUUAUUUUUAUCUUUUACUGUUCAGCAAGAGGUUGUUUUUAAGAGGAGUGUGGAGUUGACAUCAUGACUUAGAGGACUCAGAGGUCUGUUUACAGGGUAUAAUGAGUUUUUAAUGCAGUGAUGUUGACUUUGCUUCAUACUGCUAAUAAAUGACACUUGAGAUAAAA
This is a messenger RNA of Pogoniulus pusillus (Red-fronted tinkerbird), 3242 nucleotides long. It is a transcript of the gene PTPRR, whose product is annotated as protein tyrosine phosphatase receptor type R. The transcript has 14 exons. Gene Ontology annotation, molecular function: protein tyrosine phosphatase activity; protein kinase binding. The record is from RefSeq and is a predicted model, not a curated record. The coding region runs from base 41 to 2017 and encodes 658 amino acids. Gene Ontology annotation, biological process: peptidyl-tyrosine dephosphorylation; signal transduction. Gene Ontology annotation, cellular component: cytosol; cell junction; plasma membrane. Lineage: Eukaryota; Metazoa; Chordata; Aves; Piciformes; Lybiidae.